AUGGAAGGACAUCAUGAUCAUACCGAGUUCUCCUGCAAAUCAUGCCGUCGUCCGGACUCGUCGAGAGCCAAUAUGAUCGUGUGUGAGCAGUGCCGUUUAUGGGAGCACUUUGAUUGCGCUGGCGUGGAAGAAUCCAUGCAGAGCCGGCCGUUCGUAUGCAAGCAAUGCAAAAACCUGGAUACUGCAGGUUCCACUAUCUCUUCCCGUCUACGAUCCCACACAAAACGCAUUCCGUCUGGUCAGGCAUCGGAAGGUAAGUCCGUCUCGAAAGCUGGCAGUAAGAAAUCAUCGAUAGCCUCGAGCAGCCGGUCGUCUGUGGUCAAAGCACGGCUGGAAUUAAUCGAGGAAGAAGCAAGAGUGAAGCAAAUAGAGCUGGACGAAGAAGAGGCGCUUAUGAAGUUGGAACGGGAAGAAGCACAACGUCAGUUGGAAGUGAAGAAGAAACAGCUAGAAGAGCAGAAGAGACUGGCAGAGGAAGACUCAAAUUUGCGGCAGCGAGCAUUGGAAGCGGAAAAAGUGCGACUGCUGAAGCAACAGUCGAUCCGACGGGAAUCACUGGAGAAAAGAAACGAAAUCGUGUUACAGAUUUCCGAACGUGGCAGCGUAGUGGAGUCAAUGGCGGAUUCCCAAGAAAAGGUGUCGCAGUGGUUGGCAACCAAUUCAUCUCAUGGGAUGACCGAAGGGAAAACUCUGGGGAUUCAACGUGGUCCUCAAACUGAACUGGUUCCUCCGGCCCCUAGAGAAGUUCCGAAACAGAUCAUCGAAGCACCUAUCGGCAGCAAAGGCAUCUCGAAGUUACCAUCACCGGAGCCACAAGCUCAAGAUGCGAGAGGUUUCCAUCGCUCAUCCUUCGUUCUUCAUUCCGAACUGGUCAGCGAACAUCAACGGAAUCAGCUUCCACCGAGGCGAGUCGUUAGUUCUAGGGAGGUUCGUUCGUCCACCGUCCGAGAGCCUUUCCAGCAAUACGUGUCUUCUUCGAGGCCAUUCCAUUCACUUCCCGCGAUGGCCUAUCUCCGUACACCACCAAUGAAUGUUUCCGACGAGCCACGAGGAAAUUUCAGUCAAGUUCACCAAGCGUAUCAUCCAAUGCCAUCUUGUAGCACCCCCAAUCGAUACAGUGCUCUACCGAAUCUACAACCAGCACCACACCAUUCGCUAGAUCUACAGGGAGCUCACAGGGGCACCCUACUGGAGCCUGUCGAUCUUCCAAACGGUCUGAACAGAGAAUCUACGCUGGUUCGUCCACCUCCAUUUGUAGCGGAAAGUCGUGCAAUGCAGCACGAGCCACCAGGUGUUCUUAGUCCCCAGCAAAUAGCGGCGAGGCAAGUGGUCGGGAAAGAUUUACCAUCCUUUAGUGGCAACCCGGCCGACUGGCCACUCUUCAUAAGCAGUUUCGAGCAGUCUACGGUGGCUUGUGGGUACUCUACCGCAGAAAACCUUGUGCGUCUUCAGCGGUGCCUUACCGGGCAUGCCAGAGAGGCGGUGCGUAGUAGACUUCUUCUGCCGGGAAACGUACCACAUGUUAUUAGUACGCUUCGCACGCUUUAUGGUCGCCCUGAACUGUUAAUUCGGUCGUUACACGACAAAAUUCGAAGAACUCCGGGACCGAGACACGACCGACCGGAGUCAAUCUUGGAAUUUGGUUUGGCGGUGCAGAAUUUCGUCGAUCAUCUUCAGGCAGCGGAUCAGGAGGAGCAUUUGGCCAACCCGAUGCUCAUGCAGGAACUAGUCGAGAAGCUUCCAGGACCCAUGCGGAUGGAUUGGGCCACCUUCAAAGGUCAACAUCAACGUGCAACUGUUUCAACGUUCGGCGAGUUCAUGGCCAGGCUAGUUACCGCGGCUAGCGAAGUGAGCUUCGAUCUCCCGGGUCUACCAAAAGGACCGAGCACCGAUAAUCAUCAGAGACCGAGAGAAAAAGCGAGAAUACAGACUCAUGUGAGCGACAAUCCCGCAUCUCCAUGGUCAGCGGUAGUAAACAAUCGAAAGCUGCCAAAACCAUGUGCAGCGUGCGAACGCGAAGGCCAUAGAGUGGCCGACUGCUCCGUGUUCAAACAACUCAAUCUGAAGGAUCGGUUGCAAAAAGUGCAGGAUAUGGGCUUGUGUCGAACCUGCCUAAACAAUCAUGGCAAAUGGCCGUGCAAGUCGUGGCAAGGAUGUGGAAUCGAGGGGUGUAGACUCAAACAUCAUACUCUUCUCCAUCCAAAUACUGCUCCCACAACAUCGACGCAUUCGGUGAAUGUAUCAGCGAACGAACGUCCAUCGAACGAAGGCUAUACUCUAUUUCGAGUUCUACCCGUCGUACUCUACGGCAAUGGCAAAAGUCUAACGGUUUUCGCAUUCAUUGAUGAGGGCUCACAGAUUACAAUGCUGGAAGAGAGAGUUGCCAAAGAGCUGGGCAUAUCAGGCCCUCGAAAGCCACUCACUCUUCAGUGGACGGGGAACGUAAACCGCAAUGAACUCAAUUCGGAGGAGAUUAGUCUGGAAAUAGCUGGGAAAAAUAGUAAGAAUCACUUUGAACUGCGAAACGCGCGAACAGUAAGCUGCCUACUACUACCAGCCCAGCGGCUUAACUACAGGGAAAUGGCCGCCUGUUUCCCGCAUCUCAAAGGUCUUCCCGUUGAGGAUUAUGAUCUAGUGCGACCUAAAUUGCUGAUCGGUCUAGACAAUCUACGGCUCGGAGUACCGCUAAGGAUUCGUGAAGGAGGACCGUUCGAUCCCAUAGCCGCAAAAUGCCGCUUGGGAUGGAGCGUAUACGGUCGCGCCUCUCCAACCCCUAUUCCAAGGGCGAUUGUAAACUUCCACACGGCUGCAGCAGUGACUUCUGACGACCUCCUAAACGACCAGCUGCGAGAUUACUUCACGUUAGAAAGUCUUGGCGUCGCCGCUCCGAACGAGAAGCUGGAAUCAGAAGAAGAAAAGAGAGCAAGGCAACUUCUCGAGGAAACCACACGACGUACGACGAGUGGAUUUGAGACCGGUCUGCUAUGGAAGGGUGACGAUCCGGUAUUUCCGGAUACGUAUCCCAUGGCCGUUCGGAGAAUGAAGGCAUUAGAGAACAAGUUUCGUGGAGAUCCAGCGAUGAUGCAACGCAUAAGCGAACAACUACUCGAGUUCGAAAGAAAGGGCUACAUACGUAAAGUCGACGAAACCGAGGCAGCUACUAUCAAUACGCAAAAAACUUGGUUCCUGCCUUUGGGAGUCGUUAUCAACCCGAAGAAACCUGGGAAAAUUCGUGUGAUCUGGGACGCUGCUGCCAAAGUGAGCGGAAUAUCGUUUAACUCUUAUCUGCUGAAAGGAGCCGGUGCAGAUCUACGCAGUUCAGGUCACAAUGUUUGGCUCUACCUGCUCGCCGUCGUCUGCCCAGUUUGUCAAAACACAAAUGCCGAGCAGUAUGCACUACAGUACCCACGGGCAGCUGCCGCUAUCAAGGAGCACCACUAUGUGGACGACUACCUGGAUAGCUUCAGAACUGUCCAAGAAGCGAUUCAGGUGGUGAAUGAUGUAAAGCUGGUGCACUCCAAGGGCGGUUUCGAGAUUCGAAACUUUCUAUCAAACGAAGACGAAGUUUUAAAACGAACUGGGGAGAUCGAACCAGAUUCGUCGAAAGACUUCGCUCUUGUGCGCGCUGAAGCAAUCGAAUCAGUUUUAGGGAUAAAAUGGAUUCCGGCGGAAGAUGUAUUCACGUACACAUUUGCUAUGCGUGAUGAUUUACAACACAUUCUCCACAAAAACCACACACCAACGAAACGAGAGGUCCUGAAAGUCAUUAUGAGUCUCUUCGACCCCUUGGGGUUUGCUUCAUUCUUCCUCGUGCACGGCAAGGUGUUGAUGCAAGAUAUAUGGGCUUCGGGUAUCGAUUGGGACGAACAAAUCAGUGAACAUCUAUGCAUCCGCUGGCAGCAAUGGAUAGCUCAUUUCCCGCAACUGGAUACCUUGCGCAUACCUCGUUGCUAUUUCAGCUCUCCGUUUCCCAAAAAUUUCGAUCGAUUGGAAGUACACGUUCUUGUCGACGCCAGCGACUCUACGUACGCUUGCGUGGCUUACUACCGACUGGAAACCGAAAACGGAGUUCAAGUAUCGUUGAUCUGCGCCAAAACCAAGGUGGCACCACUUAAGGUGCUGUCAAUCCCUCGUCUGGAGCUGAAAGCGGCCGUCCUAGGUGUUAGGAUACUGGAAUCUAUUCAAGGGUACCAUACCUAUCAAAUCAGCCGUCGUUUUCUGUGGAGCGAUUCUAGCACCGUACUGGCCUGGAUCCGUUCGGAGCAUCGUCGGUAUAACAAGUUCGUAGCGGUUCGUAUCGGCGAGAUCCUUACUGUGACUGAUGUGAAGGAGUGGAAGUGGGUACCUUCUGGGAUGAAUUCGGCUGACCUCGCUACAAAGUGGAAAAAGGGUCCAAAUUUCAGCUCCACCAGCUCCUGGUUCAGCGGCCCAUCGUUCCUUCAUCAAUCAGAAGAAUUCUGGCCUCAGCAAACGCUCUCCACAACUACGUGUGAAGAACUUCGACCCAGCCUUUCCCAUGUUACAACAUCACCGUUGAUUGACGCUAGUCGAUUCAGUCAAUGGUCCCGACUGCACCGGUCAAUGGGCUUCGUGUUUCGAUUCAUUGAAAACUUACGCCGUAAACGACGAGGUGCUGAUCUACAACUGGGUGUUCUUCAUCAAGAUGAGCUACAAAAAGCCGAGGUGAUACUGUGGAAGAUUGCGCAAGCUGAAGCUUUCCCCGAAGAAAUCGCCAUUCUAUCGGAAACGCAAGGUUCUCCGAACACGCGUCACCGACGCGUCGCAAAAUCUAGCCCAAUCUACAAGAACUGGCCCUUCCUUGACCAGCACGGCGUACUUCGGCUACGUGGUCGAGUCGGUGCUGCAACCUUCGCACCGGCUGAAGCUAAGUUCCCCGCUAUUCUUCCAAGACAACACCCAAUUACUUUCUUAAUUACUGACUGGUACCACAGACGUUUUCGCCAUGCCAAUCGAGAAACCAUCACCAACGAGAUGCGACAACGCUUCGAAAUAGCUAAACUCCGUUCCUUAGUGGCGAAGGUGGCGAGAGACUGCAUGAUGUGCCGAAUAAAACAGGCCCUUCCUUGCCCUCCGGUUAUGGCGCCUCUACCGGCCGCCAGACUACAAGCGUUCGUGCGGCCAUUCACUUUCGUCGGAGUGGAUUACUUUGGACCGAUAUUGGUCAGAGUAGGAAGGAGCAACGUUAAACGAUGGGUAGCCCUUUUUACUUGUCUAACCGUUCGCGCGGUUCACUUGGAGGUAGUCUACAGCCUUUCCACCGAGUCCUGCGUCAUGGCGGUGCGACGUUUCAUAUCGCGCCGGGGAUCGCCAGCAGAAUUCCACUCAGACAACGCGACUUGUUUUCAGGGUGCGAACAAGGAGUUGCAGAAGGAAAUCGAAAAACGGAACAACGGCCUUGCUGCUACAUUCACCACGACCAAAACACGGUGGUCUUUCAUCCCCCCUUCGGCACCACAUAUGGGGGGUGCGUGGGAACGUCUCGUACGUUCCGUCAAGGUAGCGAUAGGAACCAUAGCGGACGCACCUCGUAAACCGGAUGACGAAGUGCUCGAGACAGUUUUACUGGAAGCAGAGGCCCUGAUAAAUGCACGACCACUCACGUACAUUCCGCUUGAAUCGGCGGACGAGGAAGCCCUCACUCCCAACCAUUUUCUCUUGGGGACUUCCAAUGGUGACAAGCUGCUACCAACCGAACCAGUAGAAUCGCCGGUGUGCGAUCAGUAA
This is a messenger RNA of Aedes albopictus (Asian tiger mosquito), 5745 nucleotides long. RefSeq lists its product as uncharacterized. The record is from RefSeq and is a predicted model, not a curated record. NCBI's taxonomy places the organism in Eukaryota, Metazoa, Arthropoda, Insecta, Diptera, Culicidae. Gene Ontology annotation, biological process: DNA integration. Gene Ontology annotation, molecular function: nucleic acid binding. The coding region runs from base 1 to 5745 and encodes 1914 amino acids. The transcript is spliced from 3 exons.